GUGCACUCUGCUGGGUUCUCCGAAGCCUCUACGUUCGUCCCUGGGCUCUCUGUCCGGAUCCUCCCAGAGCUGCAUGCCCAGCAGGAGCGUGCGGGCCCCCGAGUGCUGUGCGCCGCUCCCUGAGCGCUUCCCCUGCCACACCGACCACUGGGCCGCUCGCUGCCUUCUGCGGAACUCUGUGCCAUAGACGUGUUUCCAGAGGACUGAGUUCACCGCUGUAGUUAGGACUUACGUAGCUUCCGGUGACCGCUCCGGCACAUGGCGGAGUCAGGGCAUGCUGCUCGGGAGGCACCAGCAGCCUCCAGCCGGAGAACUCGACGCCGGCUCCCCCGCUCGACUUCCGGUGCCUCAGACCCUCCCCUUCUCAGUUCAGUGCAACCUGCUUGUGAGUCCGCCACCAGAGCGCCAGGCAACACAGUGUCGAUGAAGCAAAAGAAGAAGAAAAUCCCGAAUAGGGUCUCUGGGACAAAUGGAGACGAAAAGACCUCCGAGAAACCUGUCCUAGACGAAGCUCCCCCCAGUGCUGAGGCCCAGGCGGAGCAGCUGGCGAGGGAGCUGGCUUGGUGUGUGGAACAGCUGGAGCUGGGUCUCAAGACGCAGAGACCCACCCCCAAGCAGAAAGAGCAGGCUGUUGGGGCAAUCCGAACCUUGCGCAGUGAAAAAACGCCCUUGCCCCGGAAGAGACAACUGAUGCGCUCCUUGUUUGGGGACUACAGGGCUCAAAUGGAUGCUGAAUGGCGGGAAGCCCUGAGGGCUCUAAAGACUGCUACCCAUUCAGCUCAGGUACAGCUUGUAGGCGAGGCGGCCAGAAAGAAGAGUGGAAGGGUCUGCAGGCCUCGUGCAGCGGGAAGAACCAAGGCCGCUGUGGACUCUACUGGUGAAGAGUUUCGGUUCAAUUUCUUCUAGAUUCUCCCACAUUCUGGACUAGUCAUCGUCCUCCAGGGAGGUGUGGGGAUUUGUCUUGAGUGCCAGGCUCUUCUAGGAAUCCUCUCAGCAGA
Molecule: messenger RNA, 998 nt
Organism: Peromyscus eremicus (cactus mouse)
Lineage: Eukaryota; Metazoa; Chordata; Mammalia; Rodentia; Cricetidae
Gene: C20H8orf33
Product: chromosome 20 C8orf33 homolog
Exons: 5
Coding region: 259-906 (215 amino acids)
Source: RefSeq, a predicted model, not a curated record